Macrobrachium nipponense is the source of this 4191-nucleotide messenger RNA. It is a transcript of the gene Top3alpha, whose product is annotated as DNA topoisomerase 3-alpha-like. The record is from RefSeq and is a predicted model, not a curated record. Gene Ontology annotation, cellular component: nucleus. The coding region runs from base 297 to 3716 and encodes 1139 amino acids. NCBI's taxonomy places the organism in Eukaryota, Metazoa, Arthropoda, Malacostraca, Decapoda, Palaemonidae. The transcript has 20 exons. Gene Ontology annotation, molecular function: DNA topoisomerase type I (single strand cut, ATP-independent) activity; DNA binding; zinc ion binding. Gene Ontology annotation, biological process: DNA topological change.
CGCUCGGAAUUGAAUCAACCGUGAAGGAAAUUUCCCACAAAACUUGGAAGAAGAAGAAGUUCAAGUUAUCAUGGCGCGAGACUCCUCGUAAUCGUGAAAACAACAACUUGUAGCUACCUAUCAUGUAGCCUAAUUAGCAGUGAACUACCCUAUAUAGUUUCUCUCAGGUACGAUGUCUUACCAGGAUAAUUUCACUGGAUAUCUGUAACACACGUUUUGAGAGCUACACAGGUAUGAUAAGAAAUGCACAUUUAGGACAUCCAGCUACUACAUAAGAUACUGAUUUUAUCAUCCAUAUGAAGCUGCUGUUCUCUUUUUUGCAUGGUUCUAAUUUGAAAUUUGUACGGACACUGCAUUAUGUCUAUCAGCCACUUACUAUUGCAUACCAAAGAAGAAAUAAAAAUGGAUUGACAUAUGAUAGUGUGAGGUCCAGAGUUCACUCAAAGCAACAGGCUUAUCAUUGCACACAGUCUCCAAUAUGUUGUUUACUACACAUCUCUGUGCAUGCUAGAUAUGUUGAAAAGAUCUCCAGUGACAACAUGGUUCGCAUCCUUAAUGUUGCUGAGAAAAAUGAUGCUGCCAAGAGUUUGGCAGAUAUCAUGUCUCGAGGAGGCUAUGUCAGGUCGGAAGGAUUCAGUGUCUACAAUAAACUCUAUGAGUUUGAUUUUAAUUUGAAUGGGCAAAGAUGCCAUAUGGUAAUGACAUCAGUAUCAGGCCAUCUUUUGAAUUAUGCUUUUAAUCCUGGUUACAAAAACUGGCAAAGCUGUAAUCCCUUGCAACUUUUCGAUGCACCUGUUAGCAAGACCUGCAUUGAGGGGAUGGAACUCAUAAAGCGUACACUUGAGAGGGAAGCACGCUUAGCCAGCCGCCUUAUCAUAUGGACAGAUUGUGAUCGAGAAGGUGAAAAUAUUGGGUUUGAAGUAAUCAAUGUUUGCAAAGCCAUUAAACCAACACUGCCAGUUCAAAGAGCAAAGUUUUCAGAGAUCACCUUCCAGUCUGUACACCGUGCCUUACAAAACUUAGCUCAACCUGAUGAAAGACAGAGCGUAGCUGUAGAUGUUCGUAGUGAACUGGAUCUUCGUAUUGGUGCUGCUUUUACCAGGUUUCAGACUUUAAGGCUGCAAAAAGUGUUUCCUGAAGCAUUAGCAGACACAUUGAUCAGUUAUGGAUCUUGUCAGUUUCCAACCCUAGGAUUUGUUGUUGAGCGUUAUAAGGCCAUUGAACAAUUUAUCCCUGAAAAAUUCUGGAAAAUAAAAGUCACACACAAUGGUGAUGAAGGUACAAUAGACUUCCACUGGAAGAGGGUGAGACUGUUUGAUGAACUGGCUUGUACAGUCCUUUUUGAGCAAUGUCAAGAUGAUCCACAAGCAACUGUCACUAAUGUGACAACAAAGAACAAAAGCAAGUGGAGGCCAUUACCUCUUGACACUGUUGAACUCGAAAAACUGGCCUCACGUAAACUACGUAUAAAUGCCAAAGAAGCAAUGAGGAUUGCUGAAAGGCUUUAUACUCAAGGGUUCAUUAGUUAUCCACGCACAGAAACUAAUAUUUUCCCAAAAGAGUUAAGUCUUUCCCCUCUAGUAGAGAUGCAGACAGCAGAUCCCAGUUGGGGAGAAUUUGCUGCUCGUGUUAUGGAAGUUGGGCCUAACCCUAGACAAGGGAAGAAAUCUGAUCAGGCUCAUCCUCCAAUCCAUCCUACCAAAUAUGCAAGUAAUCUUCAGGGUGAUGAAAAAAAGCUGUAUGAAUUCAUUGUUAGACAUUUCCUGGCCUGUGUCAGUAAGGAUGCUCAAGGACUAGAAACAAUUGUAGAAAUUGAAAUAGCUGGAGAGUUAUUUACCGCAAAUGGUCUAAUUAUAGUGGAGAGGAACUACUUAGAAGUUUAUCCUUAUGAUCGCUGGAGUGAUAAAGUAAUGCCACAUUAUACUCUCGGGCAAGUGUUCAUGCCAACUUCUCUGGAUAUGGUUGAUGGUGAAACUUCUCCUCCCAACCUUUUGACUGAGGCUGACCUCAUUGCUCUUAUGGAAAAACAUGGCAUCGGAACUGAUGCAACCCAUGCUGAGCAUAUUGAAACAAUCAAGUCUCGAAUGUAUGUAGGACUACAAGACCAUCACUUUGUGCCAGGUCAGCUUGGAAUGGGUUUGGUUGAAGGUUAUGAUGCUAUGGGAUUUGAAAUGUCAAAACCUCAUUUACGUGCUGAACUUGAAGCAGAUUUGAAACGGAUAUGUGAUGGCGUAAAAGAUCCAAGGGUUGUAUUGGAGGAACAGAUUGCCAAAUAUCGUCACGUUUUUGAAGAAUCUCUAAGACAGGCAGAAAAAAUUGAUACUGCAUUAGCUCAGUUUUUGAAUGAACAGCCACAACGACCAUCAGAUGACAGUACUUUUCCUGAUUUGUCUUUGCCAACUCCGGUAUGUAAGUGCAGCGCAUGUGGUUGUGACAUCAUUCUGAAGCAAAAGCGAAAUGAACCAGGAUUUAUGUUAUCUUGCCAAGGAUUUCCCAAUUGCCGUUUAUGCAUCUGGUUCCCAAAGACAGUGCUUUCUGUCACUGUUUCAGAAGAUUCCUGUACUCAGUGUGCUGGAUCACCAAAGAAGCUUCUGUUUAAAUUCAAACCCAGGUCGUACAUGCCAUAUAUUCCUGAUGAAUAUGAAACAUGCAUUGGUGGCUGUGAUCCUGACUUUCUAGAAACAUUAGAUAUUAGGCCAAUUACAUCUCAAAAUAGAAAUGGUGUGCAAGGAACACAGGAGCGACCAAGAGCAACAAAUUCAUCAAAUGAUAGUGGAUAUUCCUCACAACAAAAUACCCUUUCCAAUCGUAAUCAGACACGUAUUGUGUUUGGUCGUAAUAACAGUAAUAAUACUGUAAAUUCAUCCUUUAACAACAGAACUCAAAAUUCAUCUCAUCCUAAUGAUUAUAGACAAAAUACUGCAACCAACAGCCAAACACACAGUCAAAGUUAUAAUAAUUCAUAUAAUAAUCCAAAUUCAUUUGCAUUUUCUGGAGCGGGAACUCAAAACACAAAUAAUAACAGAAGUGUAAACAACAAUGUGGGACAUUCUACAAGUUAUUCUCGUCCCUCUUGGAAUGGAAGUGGGAAUACAGAAAGGGAGAAUGCUAUUGUAUGUACCUGUAAUGAGGAUGCAAUACUACUCACAGUUCGAAAAGAAGGACCUAAUACAGGUCGUCAGUUUUAUAAGUGUGCUAAACCACAAGGAACAGGUUGCAACUUUUUCCUCUGGGCAGAUGAAGGUGAUAAUGUAGGAGAUGAUGGCGGAGUAGGGGCCAGCAGUAGUGGAAGGGGAAACAAUUUUGGACAAGGCAGAGGAAGUAGUAACCUUUCAUUUACUCAAAACUCUUCUUGGAAUAGCAGGAGGGUUGACUCAGGAUUUGGUGGUGGAUCAACUUAUGAGGACAGUGUUCAAUGUAACUGUGGUAUUCCAGCUAAAAGAUUAACUGUCCAGAAAGAAGGACCAAAUAAAGGACGUGAAUUUUAUGGGUGUAUGAAAGAACGUAAUGUUCAGUGCAGAUUUUUUAAGUGGGCUGAUGAAGUAGAGGGUGAUCAACAGAGUGGUUAUGGUAAUUACUCUACUAACACUGGAUUUGGAGGUGGUAGAGGAGGCACAAGACAAAGAAACACAGGUGCCGCAGGUAGGAAACGGAAGUGUGGUGCCUGUGGUGAAGAGGGCCACGAUCGUCGUAAUUGUCCUGGAGGUGGAUCGUAACAUUGCAGAGUUACAUGAUCUUUCAAGAUGGAUCAGUUUAUGUAUUUACAUGAAAUUUUUUUUCACUAGAUUUUUAAGGAAUUCUUUUAGAACACCCUGCGUAAUAAUUUAGGAAUGAACAAGCAUCCUAAUUGUAAAUACAAAUUUUGAAUUAAAAAAUUGCAUUUUAUGCAUGAUGUUAAGCAAGUCUGUGCCUUACACAUUUAUUACUGUGAAAUGUUUGUAUAUAUUAUGUGAAAUUGAAAUAAAAUCAGCUGUUCUACUUACUCUUCAACUGUUCAUGAAAUAAUUUUUUUCUGCCUGUGAAAGUGGUUUUUCUCUAAACCUGUGUAUUUUUACUUGACAUUGUAAUUUCCUGUGACAUUCUCAAAACUGUAUUAUAUUUUCUGAACUCUUAACAUUGUACUUAUUUAAUGAGGAAAGGAAAUUAAUUUUGUGUAAAUAUGAGCUUCUAUAAUAAACAAGAGAACUCUAA